GAAGCUUGUUGACAUACUUAAGUCAAGUGACAGUGUGGUUGAAGCUUGGAAUGCAUGAAUUCUAUAAGGCACAAGUAAUCAGGAACAGGAAUAGAGUUCAAAGCACCAAAAGUUCAUUUCAUGCUACUUAUACAUAAGAAUCUGUUCUAAUAAUGGUCAAGCCAAAUUAACCCCAGAUAAGAAUUAACUGAAUUCAAGGGGGCUGGACUUAGUUUUUUGUGGGAAUGUAAUGACUCAAAACCGAUGGUGUGUUUGACCUCACCCAUGUGCUCCACCCAUGAGAUGUCAUCUCAUACAAAUUCAACCCCUGUAAUAAGUUGUUGUUUAAUGAAAUGUGCAAGUCUAGUCAGUUAUAAUUUGUCUGAUAAAUGAUAGUUAAGCAAGAAAUGGUUCAUACAAUGUGCGCACAAUCAUAUUUGUAAAUGAAAUAUGAAUAUAAACACAAAAUAAAAAGUAGAUGAUAUACAUCUGCCAUAUACAAAUUUGUAACACAAAGACAUUUGAAAUAUUCUUUGUCUAAAUGUCAUUAGAAAGUUAUUCCCAUCCAUCUCCCAGGACAAAGAUACUGGUCUGAAGAAGGCUUUCUGCAUUAUUUUUAUACUUGUAAAUUUGUUGAGAAUGUGAUCACAAACUAACAGUAUAUAAGUUCAGUAUUGUUUCAUCUACUCACUUCUGAAUUCCGGUAGUUGUAGGAUUCUGGUAAUAAAGGAGUUAAGACUCAAUGCUGGCUCCUUUUGGAACGGGCCAGCCUCUUCUCUACAACUAGACAUCUGGAUUUAAUAAAAUCUAGCAAAUGAGAGUGUGCUCUCUCUCCCUUCUUUUAGAGAGAAACUGUCAAAACAUUCCAAUGGUGUGAGGUAAAAUCUGGUACAGAAGUUUCUGGCUGGCAAAGCACAAGACAACUAGCACAACUAUGGCUCCUCAACAUAUCUUGCUUCUGUUGGUUAUCCUGGUCAGCGCUGUCGAUGGGCAACAGCAGUUAAUGGAAUACAUGGAGAGAAGGCUGGCUGGUUUAGAGGAACGCAUUUCCCAGUGGCAUGAUCAGAGCAGCCGUUAUUCCACUGAACUGAGAGAUUUCAAGAAUAAGGUGGUGUCCAUGUUGGAGACAGUGGAAAAAGAUAAGGAAAUACUCCGUGCAGAGGUGGAAAAUACUGCAAUACGGGUGGACCGACUGGAGAGAGAGGUGGACUAUCUUGAGACCCAAAAUCCUGCUCCACCCUGUGUGGAAAUAGAUGAUAAGCUAAUGGAGAAUCAGGCUUCUCCUGGCAAGAAGCGCAAGAAUGAGAAAUAUGACAAACUGACAGAUUGCAGUGACACCAUAUCCCAAGUCAAAGCCAUGAAGAUAUUAAAGAGGUUUGGCAGCACUGCUGGACUCUGGACCAAAGACCCCCUCAGUAAUUCAGAGAAGAUCUAUGUGUUUGAUGGCACCAGCAAUGACACUGUCUAUGUUUUUCCAAGGAUGAGAGAAUUCACCCUCUUUUCUGCUACCCGAAAGGCUGCACGCAUCAAGUUGCCCUACCCAUGGGUUGGCACAGGACAUUUGGUAUAUGGAGGAUAUCUUUAUUAUAUUCGGCGGCAUGGCACAUUUCAGGUCAAGUUUAGCUUGACCAACAAAACAAUUGUUGAUAGUUCUGUCUUCCCAGCUGAGGAACAGAUCCCCGUCUUUGGUCUCACAUCCUACAACUACAUUGAUUUGGGGGCCGAUGAGGAAGGCAUCUGGGCUAUUUAUGCCACCCAAGAAAAUGAAAGAAAUAUAGCAUUGGCCAAACUAGAUCCUACAUCUCUAGACAUUGAGCAAAUGUGGGACACACCAUGUCCGCGGGAGAAUGCAGAGAGCGCUUUUGUUAUCUGUGGAGCUCUCUAUGUAGUAUACAAUACCCGGUUGCCCAGCAGAUCCCGUAUUCAAUGCACCUUUGAUGUCAGUGGCUCAAUGACGUCUGAAGAUGCUGCCCAACUCUAUUUCCAGCGAUAUGGUUCUCACUCCAGUAUGAAGUACAACCCCAAAGAGAGGCAGAUCUAUGCUUGGGAUGAUGGCUAUCAGAUCAUUUACCGUAUGGAGAUGAAGAAGAAGAGUGAAGUCUGAAAAAGGCCUUUGUCUCUGGCAAAAGAGAAUCUGAAACAUAUCUCAGUGCCACAGGUUAUGACUCAGAUAUCAUACAUGUCAAGUGGUGCAUAGCGUAGGAAGGCAGCAGCCACAACGAAGACUGAUUAGACUGACCUUUUAAAGGGAAAUACCUUUCUGAUAUAUUAAUGCUUUUAAACAGA
Molecule: messenger RNA, 2265 nt
Organism: Thamnophis elegans (Western terrestrial garter snake)
Lineage: Eukaryota; Metazoa; Chordata; Lepidosauria; Squamata; Natricidae
Gene: OLFML3
Product: olfactomedin like 3
Biological process (GO): signal transduction
Source: RefSeq, a predicted model, not a curated record